Helicoverpa armigera (cotton bollworm) is the source of this 1321-nucleotide messenger RNA. RefSeq names its product large ribosomal subunit protein uL10 (gene RpLP0). The transcript is spliced from 6 exons. The record is from RefSeq and is a predicted model, not a curated record. Gene Ontology annotation, cellular component: cytosolic large ribosomal subunit. Gene Ontology annotation, molecular function: structural constituent of ribosome; large ribosomal subunit rRNA binding. Gene Ontology annotation, biological process: ribosomal large subunit assembly; ribosome biogenesis; cytoplasmic translation. Lineage: Eukaryota; Metazoa; Arthropoda; Insecta; Lepidoptera; Noctuidae. The coding region runs from base 193 to 1068 and encodes 291 amino acids.
CACUAAAACUGGAUAAGACUUCAUUUUAGUCGAGUCACUUCAUCGAUACGAACACUCUAAAGAUAACUUACUAAUCUAUGUUAAUGCAAAGCAAAUCCCAUCUCUAUCUCUAUCAUAUUUUGUCCCGCACUGAGUUAAGUGCGUUUGGUUUUGUCCUUAAAUUUCUACGAAGUCCCUACACCACACGCCACGAUGGGUAGGGAGGACAAGGCUACUUGGAAGUCAAACUACUUCACCAAGAUCAUCCAACUGUUAGACGAGUACCCAAAAUGUUUCAUCGUGGGUGCAGACAAUGUGGGCUCGACCCAAAUGCAGCAGAUCCGUAUCUCGCUGCGUGGUCACAGCAUCGUUCUCAUGGGCAAGAACACCAUGAUGCGCAAGGCCAUCAAGGACCACAUGGACACCAACCCAGCCCUUGAGAAGCUCCUCCCCCACAUCAAAGGAAACGUAGGCUUCGUGUUCACCCGCGGAGACCUCGUCGAUGUCCGUGACAAGCUGCUGGAGAACAAAGUGCGUGCCCCAGCCCGUCCCGGUGCCAUCGCCCCUCUGUCCGUCGUCAUCCCCGCCCACAACACCGGUCUGGGUCCUGAGAAGACCUCCUUCUUCCAGGCUCUCUCCAUCCCAACCAAGAUUUCAAAGGGUACUAUUGAAAUCAUCAACGAUGUGCACAUCUUGAAGCCCGGAGACAAGGUCGGUGCUUCCGAAGCUACCCUCCUCAACAUGUUGAACAUCUCUCCCUUCUCGUACGGUCUGGUUGUCAAGCAGGUAUACGAUUCUGGCACUAUCUUCGCGCCAGCAAUCCUUGACAUCAAGCCUGAGGACCUCCGCGAGAAGUUCUUGGCUGGUGUAGCCAACGUUGCCGCCCUUUCGUUGGCUAUCGGCUACCCGACUGUGGCCUCUGCGCCUCACUCCAUCGCCAACGGGUUCAAGAACCUGCUCGCCAUCGCCGCCGUCACCGAGGUUGAGUUCAAGGAGGCUACCACCAUCAAGGAGUUCAUCAAGGACCCCAGCAAGUUCGCCGCUGUGGCUGCUCCCGCUGCCGCAGCAGCCGCGCCCCGCUGCCGCUGAAGAGAAGAAGGAGGGAAGACUCUGAAAGCGACGACGACAUGGGCUUCGGUCUGUUCGACUAAGCCGGCACGCGAGGCCGAGGCGCCCCGCACACGACCGAUAGGCGUGUAGGAACUGUUCGGGAAGCCGGAGCCUCUUCGAGCCCCGUGGCUGCAUCCACGAGUGGGGACGGUCAACGCCGCCGGGUUGGACACCUAUAUGGCGGCCGACUUGUCUUACAUUUUGUGCUUGUAAUAAAUGCCACCUAAACUAA